This is a messenger RNA of Prunus mume (Japanese apricot), 1417 nucleotides long. The record is from RefSeq and is a predicted model, not a curated record. Lineage: Eukaryota; Viridiplantae; Streptophyta; Magnoliopsida; Rosales; Rosaceae.
CAUCAGAAACUGUUCAUGUUCAAUUCCAAUUGCACAAGGAGUGCAACUUUGGUGAGAGUUUCCUCCUGGUGGGAAAUGAACCUAUCAUGGGAGAGUGGAACCCUGCAAGUGCUAUACCUCUGAACUGGUCAGAUGGAAACAUUUGGACCGUUGAGCUGGAUAUGCCAGUUGGCAUAGCAGUCCAAUACAAGUUUAUACUGAAAAAAAUCACAGGAGAUCUAUCGUGGCAACCCGGUCCAGACCGAAUUCUUCAUACCUGGAACACCAAGAACAAUAUAGCCAUUGCUGAAGACUGGAAAGAUUCUGAACUUCAGAAAAUUAGUGAAGUGCAAAUUACGAAUCAAAACGAGGCGCUACUUGUAAACCCCGGCUUGGGACCAAUUGUUCCUGGGAAUGUGACUCUUCCAGGAGAAGAAUCUAUGCUGAACGUGAACAAGGGUGUAAAAGUUUCAGACAAGAUUGCCUCUGCAGAUGACAAGCCAACAUUUAGCAGCAACAAUGAGUUUGUUCUUGAAGAGAAGGCUAUCACAUCAGCAGAUGGAACUUUGCUUGGUAUAAGAAGGGAAGUACGUGUUUCAGACGAUGGUAAGUACGUCAUGAAAGAGGAAUCUAUAGGGAAGAUAACCCCAUCAACAGUAACAAGCAAGAUUCCGGGAAGUGUGGAAGAUGAAGAGACCUUGCCUACUUAUGAAGGAGGCAAUAUUCUGGUGCCUAGUUUAACUCCAAUACAAGGGGUGCCUUAUGAAGAAACAGUACCCAAAGAAUUUGGAAAACCAUUAUCUUCUAAAGAAACACUACCCAAAGAACUCGAAAAUUCGAUGGCUUCUAAAAAAGCAUUUAAAAAAGAACCUGAAAUAUCAAUGUCUGCUCAAGAAGCACUUCCAAAAGAACUUGGAAUAUCAAAGUCUUCUGAAGAAUCACUUCCAAACGAACUCGGAAGAUACAUGUCUUCUGAAGAACCACUUCCAAAAGAACUCGGAAGAUCCAUGUCUUUUGAAGAAGCACUUCCAGAAGAACUCGGAAUAUCCAUUUCUUCUGAAGAAGCACUUCCAAAAGAACUUAGAAAAUCAAUGACCUCUAAAGAAGCAAAAGAAGUCGGAAGAUCGAUGUCUUCUCAAACAGAGGUAGUACCCAAAGAACUCGGAAAAUCCAUCACUAGUGAUGGGUACAAUUCGGAUUGAUUCAAUAGAGGAACAGAGUCCUCGAUGAAUCAAGUCACUCUUUUCUUUACCUGUUUUUGCUUACAACUUUGUUUCUGUCUCAUUUGGAGACUGGAGAUCAGAAACCGGCUAUGAAACUGUAAAUAUGGCUUUCAGCAUUUGGUUGACAGCCUCCUUGUUUGAGUAUGCUUUCGCUCACCUCGAGCGGGUAUUUUUGUUUUUACCUAUAUAUAACAGCCUACUUGGUGAUCAUACAA